GAAAAGGGUCCAGAAGUAAGGGCUCCAAGAAUAAAACUCGCAAUGCUAUAAUGAGAGAUGAAGACAAAUGAUAACUCGUUUCAUAUCCGUUCGACUGUCAUUACGAAGAUCUAGAAAAAAUCCGUUCUGUGCUCACACGGAUAAGAAAGUGACGCACAGAAAAGUUUAAAGAGCAGACUGGAAGAGAGAGAGAGAGAGAGAGGAUUUCAUCUCAUUGUCGUCGCAGUCUCUACCGGAACGCAUUCGUUCGCUGCCGUGUAUGUGAACCACUGCUGGAAGAGACCGGUAUUCUGUAACGAUGACGAGCAGCAAAACGACUCUUGCUUUCCUCAUCUACGGGCUCCUCGUACAAUGCAACGUGUGUUCACCGUUGAGUUACCCGAACAUCAGAAUGGAGUCUGCAGGAUUUGACGAGGAGGGACACUCAUUGACGGAUCUAACCUUUGACAGUGACCAGAUCACCAUUCGAAGCUCUCCUUCGGUUACUGAAGACGCAUACACGUUUUAUAGUCCCUCAUCGAAAAGAUUGGAAAGGCACGCUGACGGGAUGUUUAAUAAAGCCUACAGGAAAGCGCUCGGUCAGCUAUCCGCGCGGAAAUACCUGCAUACACUGAUGGCAAAACGCGUGGGGGGAGGAAGCAUGAUAGAGGACGACAAUGAGCCGCUCUCAAAGCGUCACUCGGACGGGGUUUUCACCGACAGCUACAGUCACUACCGGAAGCAAAUGGCCGUAAAGAAGUAUCUGGCCGCAGUCCUUGGCAAAAGCCCUGAAGACUUAGAUUUGCACCAAUGUCUACAAGACGAUGAGAUUGUGGCAUUUUUGUUCGAUUUGCUGACAGUUGCCUCCUGAAUUCCUGGUUUUGUGGCGGCUUGGGUGCCUUUGCUUCAUCUUUAAAAUGGCCACCAAAUUCAGAUGGCACUUAAGUGGCCCUCCAAAUGCUGCAAUCACCUGCUAUUUCUCACAUAACAUACUUUGUUCAAAUGCCACCUGGCUUUCUGGUUAUUCGAUUUAACUUCUCUAUGCGUAGUGUGUUGUAGCAUUUAUUAAACAUUCUCAGCCUUGAAAUUAAUUUUGUGUGCGGAGACUGAUAGUGCCCAAAGCCUUACUUAAACAUUAAGAUAAAUCUCUGUCUUGUGUUGAUCGUUAGUACAAUAACACAUGGGAGCCACACAAGGGCACCAUUAUAUAUGUAAGAAACUAAACAAAUCAAAACAAACAAACAAAAAAAAACAUGUGUUGUAAGAUUUGUAUGAAUAAAUUUUUGUAAACAACAA
Cyprinus carpio (common carp) is the source of this 1275-nucleotide messenger RNA. Its product is annotated as glucagon family neuropeptides-like. Gene Ontology annotation, molecular function: peptide hormone receptor binding; pituitary adenylate cyclase activating polypeptide activity; neuropeptide hormone activity. The record is from RefSeq and is a predicted model, not a curated record. Gene Ontology annotation, biological process: positive regulation of ERK1 and ERK2 cascade; adenylate cyclase-activating G protein-coupled receptor signaling pathway; regulation of protein localization. NCBI's taxonomy places the organism in Eukaryota, Metazoa, Chordata, Actinopteri, Cypriniformes, Cyprinidae. Gene Ontology annotation, cellular component: neuron projection; perikaryon; extracellular region.